This is a messenger RNA of Parnassius apollo (apollo), 291 nucleotides long. Lineage: Eukaryota; Metazoa; Arthropoda; Insecta; Lepidoptera; Papilionidae. The record is from the annotation of a GenBank genome assembly.
AUGCAAGAAUUGAGAAAAGGAAGUCGUAAACCACAGUCGGCAAUAGAGUUAACUGCUUCCCCAUAUAAAAGACAAUUGGAAAAGUCAAAAGCUAAAGCAUCCCAAACAAAAUCCGAUGCUGAAAAGAGAAAGAAAGUUGCUGCAUUAAACUUGGAGAAAACAGUAAAAUCUAAUAGAGGUCCAGAAAAACAGAUAAAGAAAGACGUGAAGAGAAAGAAAGUGCCAGCUGCGGAGUUAGAAAAAUGGUUCUACAAAAUGUGUCUCCUUUGUGCUAUUGAAGACAUGAUAUAA